Messenger RNA from Galendromus occidentalis (western predatory mite), 777 nucleotides. RefSeq lists its product as uncharacterized. The transcript is spliced from 4 exons. Bases 1 to 777 code for a protein of 258 amino acids. The record is from RefSeq and is a predicted model, not a curated record. NCBI's taxonomy places the organism in Eukaryota, Metazoa, Arthropoda, Arachnida, Mesostigmata, Phytoseiidae. Gene Ontology annotation, molecular function: nucleic acid binding. Gene Ontology annotation, biological process: DNA integration.
AUGUCUGAUAAAGCUCUGAAAAAGGAAUUGGAGUCAGGCAAUGAAUAUCGGAUGUUACAGUCGAGCGACGAGAGUAUUCGGGAGAGGAUAGGAAUUUUGGAGAAGGCUAGAGUAGAGAGAUCGAGAGGCGAAUUGAAUCUGGUGCAGGAUUUCAUGAUGCUCAAGGGAGUGCUAUUCAAGGUUAUCGACGGCAGGCGGUUAUUCGUGGUUUCGAACGCGAUGCGGAAAUAUAUCUUAGUCAUGGCACACGAUAAAGCUGGGCACUUCGGGAUGGAUGAAACCAUGGAAUUAAUUAGGCGCGUAUAUUGGUUUCCGAGAAUGCGCGAGUAUGUGGCGCACCAUUUGAAGAUGUGUAUCGAAUGCAUCUUCAACAAAGAGCAGUCGAGUCGUCGAGAAGGGAUGUGCAAUGUGAUUCGACCGGAACGGAGACCCUUCGAGAAAGUCUUUGUAGACCACGCAGUACCGGCAACUACAGCGGCAGGCUUAAUAAAAUUUCUAGAGAGGGUAUUCAUGACGUAUGGUAGGCCGACUAGAUUAGUCUCUGAUCGAGGUACUGCGCAUACGGCGAAAUCGUUCGAGGAGUUCCUUAUUGCGAAUGGGGUCAAGCACGUGCUCGUGAGCACGCAACAUCCCCAAAGUCAGGGACAGGCAGUAGAGGAAGUUCAGGAGAAGGUUUGGACCCCGGCGAGGGAGGUUCAGGAAGCAGUUAUCGAGCAAAUCGAGAAAGCUCAGGAUCGCUAUGCUUACUAUUACGAUAGGAAACGACGACCUCAUUAA